UGUUGUUUCAGUUUUUUGUUGGUUAUGUUUUCCUGUGCAAUGUUAACUUUGGUGUUGGAUUGAGUUGCCUGUUUGGGAUUUGGAUUGUUUAUUUGCUAACAAUAUUUAACUUUAUUUUUUAAUUGAAUAGUUGUGAUAUUAGUUAGAAAAUAGGUGUCACACAAAAAUGUCUAUGUCCUAUUUUGCAUCUUUUCCUGCAUUUUCAUGCAGUUCCUCAGAUGAUGCAUAGUUUGCAUAGUACUUAAGUAAACUGAAAAAGUUGAUUAUUAGUUAGAAACUAAUAAAAGUCCAGGGUAAAAAUGGCUAGUUCAUCAGUUUUACAACCUGAGUCUUUGGACUAUUCAAGCGAGGAGAAGCAAAAAGAAUCAACAAAUCAACAAAGAUCUAAGAGUAUAGUUGCCUUGGAAAAGGCUAUUGAAACUAUGAAGGAAAAAGGUUUAGAGGAUGACCCAAGAUAUGCACAGUUACUAGCUCUUCAGUAUAGAACUACUUCAAUGAAUGGUGCAUUUUCACUUUUACAAAUGAAACAACUUCGAAAUCAAAUAAUGGCUUACAGGUGUUUGGCAAGAAAUCAACCUCUUCCUACAUCAAUAACGUUGGGUUUGCAAGGUAAAACGUUGGAAAAGUCACCACAGCUACAUAACCUGUCAGGCAGUCCAAAAACUUCAAAUGAAAUUAUGUCUACUGGAGAUAGAUUGCAAGGUUUCUCUAACAUUCAGAAACAAAAAACCGUUGAUUCUUCAAAUAAGGAAGGCCGCAUAGCUCUUACUAAACCACAAUGUAUUGAUCCUGUAGUUCUUCUUCAAGAAAGAGAAUAUCGGGUUGCUGCUAGGAUUGCUGCUAGAAUUGAACAAGUUAGCAACUUACCAACAAAUAUGUCAGACAAACUUCGUAUUCAAGCUCAGAUAGAACUUAGAGCUCUGAGGUGUUUAAACCUUCAAAGGCAGCUACGAAAUGAGGUUUUAAGUUGUAUUCGUAGAGAUACUACUUUAGAAACAGCAGUUAAUGUUAAAGCAUUUAAAAGGACAAAACGUCACAGCCUACGCGAAGCGCGAGCAACAGAAAAAUUGGAGAAACAACAAAAACUUGAAGCAGAAAGGAAAAAGCGUCAGAAAAAUCAAGAAUUUUUGAAUACUGUGCUAGCCCAUGCAAAAGAAUUUAAAGAGUUCCAUCGACAGAAUCAAUCCAAGUUAUCAAAAAUCAAUAAGGCUAUUAUUGCUUAUCAUGCAAAUGCUGAGCGGGAACAGAAGAAAGAACAAGAAAGAAGGGAGAAAGAGCGUAUGAAGAAACUGAUGGCAGAAGAUGAAGAAGGUUACAGAAAGUUGAUUGAUCAGAAGAAAGAUAAACGUUUGGCAUUCUUGCUCUCUCAAACAGAUGAAUACAUCCUUAACUUAACUGAAAUGGUAAAACAACAUAAAGUGGAACAAACCAAUAAAAAAAGGGAAGAAGAAAGGCGUAAAAGGCGACAAGAGAAAAUGCAACAACCGGAUCGAAAAGUUACUGUGAUUGAAAUAGCUACUGGAAAUAAAAUUUCUGGAGAUACUGCACCAACAGUUAAUGAGUUGCAGGAAUGGUUACAGCUUCAUCCAGGUUGGGAAAUGAUAGAUACAGAAGAUGAAGACGAGUAUGAAGAACAAAAAAGAUACGAUGAUUAUGAUGCGAUUAGGGAAUUUGAUGCAAGAGAAGUGAUUAAGAAAGCUAAAGUAGAAGAUGAUGAAUACAAUAAGAACACUUUAGAAGAACAAACUUAUUAUAGUAUUGCUCAUACAGUAAGUGAAAUGGUGACUGAACAGGCAUCAAUUAUGGUCAACGGACAAUUAAAAGAAUAUCAAGUAAAAGGAUUAGAAUGGAUGGUCUCUCUUUAUAAUAAUAAUCUAAAUGGCAUUCUUGCUGAUGAGAUGGGUUUAGGAAAAACAAUUCAAACUAUUGGUUUGAUCACCUAUUUAAUGGAGAAAAAAAAGGUCAAUGGACCUUAUCUGAUCAUUGUUCCAUUGUCUACUAUCUCAAAUUGGAUGUUGGAGUUUGAAAAGUGGGCCCCUUCAGUAAUUAUUGUGUCUUACAAGGGGUCUCCAGCUACUCGACGGGUAUUACAGAGUCAAAUGAAAGCCGCAAAAUUUAAUGUUUUACUUACCACAUAUGAGUAUAUUAUAAAGGAUAAAGGUAUUCUUUCAAAGGUUCCUUUUAAAUACAUGAUUAUUGAUGAAGGUCACCGAAUGAAAAAUCAUCAUUGCAAGCUUACUCAAACACUCAAUACUCAUUAUGCAGCUCCUUAUCGUCUACUACUGACUGGUACACCAUUGCAGAAUAAAUUGCCGGAAUUGUGGGCACUUUUAAAUUUUCUAUUGCCAUCCAUAUUUAAAAGCUGUUCCACUUUUGAACAGUGGUUUAAUGCUCCAUUUGCUACUACAGGGGAAAAGGUGGAACUUAAUGAAGAAGAAACAAUACUUAUUAUUCGUCGUUUGCACAAAGUAUUACGUCCUUUCCUCUUGAGGCGUCUCAAGAAAGAAGUUGAAUCCCAAUUGCCUGACAAAGUUGAGUACAUUAUUAAGUGUGAUAUGUCUGGCCUACAGAAAGUUCUUUACCAACACAUGCAGAGUAAAGGAGUUUUGCUUACCGAUGGUUCUGAGAAGGGUUCCAGAGGAGGAAGAGGUGCUAAAGCCAUUAUGAAUACCAUUAUGCAGUUGAGGAAGCUUUGCAAUCAUCCUUUUAUGUUUCAAAAUAUCGAGGAAAAGUUUUGCGAUUUCGUUGGUAUUGCAGGUGGAAUUAUGUCUGGACCAGAUAUUUAUAGGUCGUCUGGAAAAUUUGAGCUCUUAGAGAGAGUUUUACCUAAAUUUAAGGCUACAAAUCAUCGAGUACUUCUGUUUUGUCAAAUGACAACUUUAAUGAACAUAAUGGAGGACUAUUUUAUUUGGAGAGGCUACAAAUACCUACGUCUUGACGGAAUGGUUAAGUCCGAAGAUAGAGCUGAUCUUCUUAAACGAUUUAACGACAAAGGCAGUGAUUACUUUGUAUUUCUACUAUCUACGAGGGCUGGUGGUUUGGGUUUGAAUUUACAGAGUGCAGACACCGUUAUUAUUUUUGAUUCUGACUGGAAUCCACAUCAAGAUUUACAAGCCCAAGAUCGUGCUCACCGUAUUGGACAAAAAAAUGAAGUGAGAGUGUUACGUCUAAUGACAGUUAACUCUGUUGAAGAACGUAUCUUAGCCGCAGCAAAAUACAAACUUAUUAUGGACGAAAAAGUUAUACAAGCUGGCAUGUUCGAUCAAAAAUCAACUGGUAGCGAAAGACAUCAGUUCUUGCAAAGUAUAUUACAUCAUGACGGCAGUGACGAGGAAGAAGAAAAUGAAGUGCCAGAUGACGAGACCGUGAAUCAGAUGUUGGCCAGAAAUGAGGACGAGUUUCAACUUUUCCAGAAAAUGGACGCUGAUAGAAAGGAGGAAGAAGAAAAGUCGGGCAAUAAAAAAUCUCGCUUGAUUCAAGAAAACGAACUACCUGAAUGGCUUUUAAAACAAGACGAUGAGGUCGAUUCCUGGAGUUUUGAGGACCCUGAAUCACAUUUGACAAAGAGGCAAAGGAAAGAAGUGGAUUAUGCUGAUAGUUUGACAGAAAAGGAAUGGUUGAAGGCUAUUGAUGAAGAUGGCGAAUUUGAUAAUGAAGAAGACGGAGAAAAGGAAGUUAAAAAGAAGAGAGGACGGAAGAAGAAAAGGCGCGAUGAUUCUGAUGAUGAAGCAGGGCCAUCAAAGAAAAGAAAAAUACAUUCGAAUAAUCCUGAACUAAAGUUGAAAAAGAAAUUGAAGAAACUUAUUGAUGUUGUCAUUAAUUAUAAAGACAGGGAUGACAGGCAACUGAGUGAUCCAUUUAUGAAACUUCCUUCAAAAAAAGAGUUGCCUGCUUACUAUGCUUUAAUCAAGAGACCGAUUGAUAUAUCUAAGAUUUUAAAUCACAUUGAGGAGGGCAAGUAUUGCAGUUUCUCAGAUAUGGAGCGUGAUUUUACAACUCUUUGUCAGAAUGCUCAACAAUAUAAUGAAGAGGCGUCCAUUAUUCAUGAAGAUAGCAUUGUCAUUCAACAGGUAUUUUCCAGUGCUAGAGAAAAAAUUGAAGCCGCACCUGAUUCUGAAGAUGAAAAAGAUCAUGAAGGAGAAGGUAAAGGCAAACACAAAAAAGAAAAAGACAAAGACAAGGUGAAGCGGCAACGUGGAAGACCCAAAAAGGUGAAGAAAGUAUCUGAAGGAGAGGAAGAAAAUCAAUAAAAUCAAUAAGAAAAAUGGAUAAAAUUAUAUUAAUUUAUAUUAAUUGCUCUUGUGUAUAUAAGAGUAUUAGAAGUAGACACUAAUAAUUGAAUAUUAAUAUUUUAAGCGAGUUUAUGUUUCCACACAGAUAGUAUUAAAUAAUAA
Messenger RNA from Psylliodes chrysocephalus, 4394 nucleotides. The record is from the annotation of a GenBank genome assembly. Lineage: Eukaryota; Metazoa; Arthropoda; Insecta; Coleoptera; Chrysomelidae.